This is a messenger RNA of Microthlaspi erraticum, 2091 nucleotides long. The record is from the annotation of a GenBank genome assembly. Lineage: Eukaryota; Viridiplantae; Streptophyta; Magnoliopsida; Brassicales; Brassicaceae.
AUGAACAACUCAUAUCCAGUUUAUGCAUUUAACUUUGAAAAUCAUUUAAUCUAUUAUCAUCAACAGACGACAUUCGAGCAGAGAGGCAUACAGACAGCGGUUACUUAUGGUACACAGCAUCAGUUGAUUGCCUUCAUUCAGUCGUUCAUUGCAACGCGUUGUCGUGAAAGCGUCAAGGAUACGCUUUCUUCAAGAAUGGAAUCACCACUCCAUCGGUUCAAUGGCUUCUCUUUUGAUUCUAACCAAAAUGCUGAGAUUCCUGAUGAAAUUGUUACAUUACCAAGUGUCAACCUUCCAUAUGUUGAGCAGCUACCUAGAUCCAUUGCCUGGGCUUUCACGGCGAGGCAUAAACAAAUCUACUAUGUGGAUGGGGAAGCAAUGAAAACGAGCAGCGAUAGCGAUGAAGGUGAAGGAGAUGGGGAAGAAAUUGAGAAAGAAAAAUUGGAAUUUUCCAAGGAUGCAGAUCGGCUUAUAUGGAUAAUUGGGCAAGAGCAUAGUUUGGAUGACAUUGACAUGCAGACUGCUCUCUCCAAGUGCCUCGGAGUAGAUGUUUCGGAUAUUUUGGAGAGAUACAAUGAGCUUAACAAGCUUAAGAACGAAGGCAUUAUCAGGGAAGCUUCUGAUAAGUGCAUAGCUAGUAAAUUCCGGAAUGCUUUGAAUCUUUAUGAUGGGGGUUUUUGCCGUCGUUGCUUGAAAUUUAACUGUCAGAUGCACGAAGAAUAUCAGCCUAUGAAUGGAACAAAAAUAUCUAAUUUGUCUGAGGAUGAAGAUGAGGAUGUUAGAGAAGAGUGCAGUGAGCAUUGUUACCUCAAGCUAAGGAGGAGUUUCACAGAAGCUGAUCAAGUACUGGUGGAUAGUGAUAAUUCUAUGUCAAACAAGAAAGAGAAGAAUGUGGUCUCAGAUAUUAAUGAAGUACCAAAAGAUCUUACAGAGAUGCCUAUUACAUCCCAAGCAUGUAACGAGUGGACAGCUGAGGAGAAGAGUUUUUACUUGGAUGGAGUUGGGUGCUUUGGGAAAAACAGUUGUCUUAUUUCAAGAAACGUAUUUCCGGGGGUUAAGACGUGUUUAGAGGUGUACAAUUACAUGCGCGAACAAGAUCAAUCAGCAGCAGAUAAUGCAGAAACAAACGUUCAGGUUCGUAAAGAAGUAUCUCGGAAAAAACAUAGGAUGGUAAAGAAAAUCAAACCUCGGAAGUCCGGUUGUUAUCCAACUGCUUUUAAACGUAGGGCUUGUAAAGAAAACAAGCCUUUAAAGCAUUACACACCAUGCACUUGUGAGCCAACUUGUGGAGAUAACUGCCCUUGUAUUGCUAAUGAAAAUUGCUGCGAGAAAUAUUGCAGGUGUGUAAAGAUUUGCAAAAACCGUUUCGGAGGUUGCUCUUGUGCAAAGGGUCAAUGCAUAAAUGGACAAUGUCCUUGCUUUGCUGCUUCACGUGAAUGCGAUCCAGAUCUUUGUCAAAAUUGUUCGUUGAGCUGUGGAAAUGAGUCUCAUACAGAGACAUCAGUGAUAAGCCAAUGCAAGAACAUGAGAUUCCUCAUUAAGAAAUCUAAGAAGACUCGCAUUGCAAGAUCUAAUGUUCAAGGGUGGGGUGCAUUUGCAGCGGAGCCAUUAAAGAAAAAUGACUUUCUAGGAGAAUACACUGGCGAAUUGAUCUCUCAUGAAGAAGCUGAUGAACGCAGUAGACCAGAUGAGCACAAUUCUGCCUAUCUCUUUACUUUGAAUGAUCAGAUGGUAAUUGAUGCUCGACGUAAAGGAAACAAGCUCAGAUUUCUCAAUCACUCAGCAAAGCCUAACUGCUACGCCAAGAUGAUGAUUGUGAGAGGAGAUCACAGGAUUGGAUUAUUUGCGUAUAAAGCUAUCGAUGAAGGAGAGGAGCUUUUCUUCGACUAUUGCUAUGGGCCGGGACAGAAGGCUUGGGCUCUUAGCGGCAAACCUCGAAAGAGUGGUGGUGGUGGUGGUGGCCCUAAAAGACAUCUUGAAGAGUUGGCGUCGGCAAAGAGAGGGAGCAGAGCCAGAGUCGGCGGGACACGGUGGAGGCACUGCCAUUCCCGUCUACUGGACCAGAGAGUCCUAUUACUAUGUAGGGUCUGA